Molecule: messenger RNA, 2861 nt
Organism: Rhea pennata
Lineage: Eukaryota; Metazoa; Chordata; Aves; Rheiformes; Rheidae
Gene: CAP1
Product: cyclase associated actin cytoskeleton regulatory protein 1
Exons: 13
Coding region: 88-1500 (470 amino acids)
Biological process (GO): cytoskeleton organization; cell morphogenesis; actin filament organization
Cellular component (GO): cytoplasm
Molecular function (GO): adenylate cyclase binding; actin binding
Source: RefSeq, a predicted model, not a curated record
CUGCAGGAGGGAUCUGUCUGCACCCGCAGGCGAGGAUAUUCCGGUAGUAAGGAGCGUCAGAGCGCCAGGUUGUGACCAGUGGUAGAUAUGGAAAGACUGGUUGAACGGUUGGAGAAGGCUGUGGAGCGCCUGGAGGUGGUGUGCCAAGGACCUGGCAUGUGCGGAGAUGGCUCUUCCAAAGGAGUGGCACAGUAUGUGCAGGCUUUUGAUGCUCUUCUAGCUGGCCCUGUAGCUGAAUACAUCAAAAUCAGCAAAGAAGUUGGCGGGGAUGUGCAAAAACAUGCUGAGAUGGUUCAUGCAGGCUUGAUGAGUGAGAGGUCUCUUUUGGUGCUAGCGUCUCAACAUCAGCAGCCAACAGAGAGUAAGUUCUCAACACUUCUGAAACCGAUUUCGGAGCAAAUCCAGAUGGUGCAGAAUUUCAGGGAGAAGAACCGUGGUAGCAAACUGUUCAAUCACUUAUCAGCUGUCAGCGAGAGCAUCCCAGCCCUGGGCUGGGUGGCCAUGGCUCCAAAGCCUGGCCCUUAUGUGAAGGAAAUGACUGAUGCUGCCAUGUUUUAUACCAACCGGAUCCUUAAGGAGUACAAGGAUGUAGAUAAAAAGCAAGUGGACUGGGUGAAAGCUUAUCUGAGUAUCUGGACAGAGCUGCAGGCCUAUAUCAAAGAGUAUCACACCACAGGGCUGACCUGGAACAAAACAGGUCCAGUAGCAACAGAAGUGGCUAAUGUACCAUGCGCUCCCCCAGGUGGGGUUGCGCCUCCCCCGCCGGGCCCUCCUCCCCCACCUGUUCCUGCCCCCACAAGCUCCAGCACAGACACCUCCGCCUCCCGCUCAGCGCUCUUCGCCCAGAUCAAUCGGGGAGAAGACAUCACCUCUGGCCUGAGACAUGUUUCAGAUGACAUGAAGACCCACAAGAAUCCAGCACUGAAGAACCAAGGAGGUCCUUUGCGAAGUGGACCCAAACCUUUCACUGCCCCCAAACCAGCAUGUAGUGGUAAUCCCACCACAAAAACCUCUCCAAAGAAGGAACCUCCAUUGCUAGAAUUAGAGGGCAAAAAGUGGAGAGUGGAAAACCAGGAGAAUGCCACUAACCUGGUGAUCAGCGACACAGAGUUGAAGCAAGUAGCAUAUGUUUUCAAGUGCGCAAAUAGUACACUGCAAGUCAAAGGCAAAAUCAACUCUAUCACCAUUGAUAACUGUAAGAAGCUAGGACUGGUGUUUGAUGAUGCAGUGGGCAUUGUGGAGAUCAUAAACAGCAGGGACAUUAAAGUUCAGGUAAUGGGUAAAGUGCCAACGAUUUCCAUCAACAAGACAGACGGUUGCCAUGUUUAUCUGAGCAAGAACUCUCUAGACUGUGAAAUCGUCAGUGCCAAGUCAUCAGAGAUGAAUGUCCUUAUUCCCACGGAGGGCGGUGACUUUACUGAAUUCCCUGUCCCAGAACAGUUCAAGACAGUGUGGAACGGUCAGAAGUUGGUUACCACUGUGACAGAAAUUGCUGGCUAAGCAGAAAAGCUCCAAGGCUCAUGCCCUCCCCUGGCCCUGCUGUGGGACAAAUCUGCUUUCAGAUGAUUCUCUUAGAUUUCCUGUACCUUUCUGCUCUCCAACUGCUUCUCUUCUACCCAAGAGACACAGCUGCCUGCCAUCACUGAAAUACCUCUGGCUGGGAUUUGGUGUUGGUGGCAGGUCAGUUAUCGUCCACAUCUAUUAGCAGGAAGGUGUAUUUUUUUCUCCCCUUGUCCAAUCUAACUGCACCAAUUGAUCAUGUCAGAUUUUGGGUGGUGAACUUCACAGCCAAUAUUGGCAGUUGGCUUUCAGAGUGGUGUUUGUUGCUUUUUUUUCUUUUUUUUUUUUUUAAUAUUGCCUUUAAGCAAACUGUUCAUGUGAGAGGAAAGUUGUCCUUUUUUUUUUAUUUUUUUUUUUGAGUCAACAAAUAAUGAUGUUGAUUGGGGUCCAGAAUACUUGGUUGCUAUGGCAGAUGUCUCAAAGGCAUCCUGGAAGCUGCUAAUUCCAGUUCUGGGUAGUAAUCAGUGGCAUUACAGGACAUGGGAAUGGUUUUGUUGGACCAAAGGCUGAGGACUUGGGCUAUAGCAUUCCACACUGACUUCCCUUCCAUCGUCCCUACUAGCUCAAUGUAUUUCUGAUUGUGCCAUGACAGGAGGCUUUUUAUUAACUGGUGCCACAGUAAGACUGCAGUGGAGUGACUGCAGUAACCCUUCCCUGGCAGUCUGGCUGGUAGCCUGCAAUUGAGCACCUCUUUCCAUGAGCCCUCCACCCUCUAAAGGGAAUCUUUGCCCUAGGGCUUCCUUCUCAGAGCAGCUGAACUCAGGUUCAGUCUUCCAGGACAGUUCUCCUGAACCUGUCCCCUUCUGCAGAGGAAUGGUCUCCUUCAUUCCAGGGUCAGUAGUGUAGUGCAGUAAACGCCUGAGUUGGAUCAAGUUGGUUCAUCGCUCUCUUUCUCAUUGGCAUUCAUUCACCACAGAGUGAAACUUCUCAACCUCCCCUUUUCCCUGUUGCUUGGCUCUUUACUUUCCUGGAGGCUUGUCGUCUCUGUUCUAGGGCCCUGGAGCAGAGCACUGAAUCUAAAAAACAGUACUGUACUGACCCAUACAGGGCGCUGCACGUGCUUUGACCUUCAUGUUUCCAAUGCCUCGGGUGGCGUAAGCAUAUCUUAAAGGCAUUUCCUCUGUAAAGUGUCAAUGUUCUCUUUCUCUAGGACAAAACUUAUAAAAAAAUAUGCAAUUUUUUUAUUUUGAGACUGUCCUGUGACUUGUACUUGUCUUCUCCUGAGGCUUGUGGAAAAACCUUUCUUAUGUACUUAAGAUUAUACAGAAGAUAGAAUAAAGUUAAUGCCAACUUGCUCAUUA